AUGGCCUGCAAUACCGACUACAUAAUCUCAUCACCCUGGCUUCGAAACUCAGAAUUAACCGGUUUUAGAGACCGGUACGCUACAGGCCAAUCAGAUCUCAGAUAUUCGUUACCCAGGUCAUCCCGACCUAGAUCUUUCGCGUCUGAUUCGCUAUCAUAUCGUCAAUCUUUAGCCCGCAAUUUAUCUGAACCUCUUGAUUUAAAAAGCACAAGUUCUGUUUUACAUCAAGCUCAAUCUUCUAUCGAUUCAACUUAUUCAAAUGAAUAUUGUGACAGCGCCGUACUAUGUUACAAAUACAGUUACGACAAUGAUUACGUUCACGAUAAUAAAAUGUCAUAUGCUUUCAAAAGAAGUCCUUCCUACGAUUCCGAUUAUCAAUACCCAGCCGAUUAUUUUCGUCCAUCGACUUCUGGAAAUUAUCCGGUUUUUGACGAUUACAAGUAUCGAAUGGAACGUAAUGCUCUAUCUGACUACAGUUACGCUGACAACAAUUAUUACAAUGUCAACAGGUACAGUAGAAGUCGACGCGAGAAUUCUGAACCAACAAUCGAUCGAUUGAGCAGACGAUCUUCAGCAGGCAGAACGUUGCAGAGAUCGUAUUCCUACGAUAAAUCGUUCUAUAUGCACGAGCCUGUCCAUGUAAAGCAUACCACUUCGAGUAGAUUGAAAAGUCUGGGCGAUCGCUACGACGAACUGCUGAAUGAUGAAGAGACAAAAACGAUUCACCAACGUAUCUCUGAUGUCGUUGAGAACUACCGAACACGAGUUCAACCAACUGCCUCUGCGAAGUAUUCGUUUGAUGCACCAUUCAACAUUGGCAGAACGCCUCGAAACAAGGUUAAAAUAAAUACAAUACGCGAAAACUUGAACUACAAAUCACCUCUAACUUCGUCCUUGUCAUUCUAUUAUAACAAAUUUGAUAUAAAAAACUUUGGACCACAUAAAAAAUUUGAUCACAACUCAUUCAUAAGACCUUUGCAAGAAACUUUGAAAAUUGAAAAAACUGAUUACGAAAACAUUAAAAGUACUGAUAGUGUUUGGUCUGAGCACAAAAUCAUCAACGAAAAUUUGUUGAAUAAAAUUGAUCAUCUGAGCAAGGACUUGGAAGCCAAAAAAAUUACCAGAGAACUGCAAAAACUCAAAUCGAAAAACUAUACCGACACCGACACGGUCCUCGACAGACGAGACAUUGCACAGCUCGUUCUGAAACCUGAAGAAAGCUUCGAGCCCGAUGACGUAUCGACGAACGUACUGCCGUCUGGCGAGAGAGCCAUCAUAUACACGCAAACGAAACAGAAAACGAGCGAGGAAGAUACGCACGGUGCAACUGUAAAUGUUACAAACAAUACUUGGGCUGAUAUCGCGAUCGAUGAAUUCGCAAGGAAGACCGACGAGAUGCAAAACAACUUACCGACGUUAGAGCACUUCAUUAAGAAAAACAGGAGUUUGUUUCCAAAAGAUUUGAUAAUCCUGCAAAAUUUCGUGUACCAUAAACCUUCCAGCUGUCAUGGCGCCAUCUCAAACGGAGUGAAUAAUUUUAGAAAAAUUUCAAACGUUGAAGAGUGUCACGUGAAAAUUCGUGAAACUUUAGUUUUGCCGCGUGGAUGUCAGUUAGAAGGGAUGGAUGUGGAAGACCUUUUGAGGAGGUGCUAUCCGAGACAUGACGAGGUGGAAGUUGUCUAUGAGGAUGAAAGUUACAUAAAAAGGAAACAACAACAUCAGCAACAACAUCAGCAACAACAUCAGCAACAACACCAAGAAGCAGAGUACCACAAAGUGCACAAGUCCAGGAGAGACAUAAUGAUGAUGAACCGUGAUGAGAAUGUUUGUGACGACAACGAUUACGUCAUCAACAUAAACAAAAAUGAUUACAUCAAGCAUAAAUCAUCUCAAUUAUAUAUCGACGAAGAAUACUUGUCGGAUUAUAAAUCGGUUCGUUUCAGAUCGACCGACACCGAAGUGGAUGCACAUCCUCGGUUCAUUUCCACCUUCAACUCUCAGCAAGUUCUCGAAGGCCAGGCAGUGAGGUUCAGUUUCGAGGUCGCAUGCAGUUGCGAAGUUGCGGUACGCUGGUUCAAAAACAACGAAGAGAUAAUCAGCGGAGGUCGAUAUCUUAUUACUAACAACUACGGCUUAUGUUCGCUGCGCAUUAACUCGGCGCAGGUUGACGACAGGGGCCUCUACAGAGUGCAGGUGAGUAGCGAGGUGGGCCGCGUUGCUUUUGAUGCCGAUCUCGACGUCAUAAGCAGAGAUGAAGCCCUAGCAAAACCUCUCACCUUCACAAAGACCCCAUCUCCACGUGUUCACGUGAUCGAAGGUCAACCGCUGACCUUGAGAUGUUUCCUUGAAGUAACAUGGUACAAAGGAUUGAAAGAAUUGACCUCAUUUUCCUCGCCAUCAUCUUCCUCUCCAUCGCGGAAGUACAGAAUCGUCGAGGAAUCCAGCUGGCAGCACAUGCUGCAGAUAAAGGAGGUGCAACUGAGCGAUGCAGAACCACUAUUCGUGAAGAGAUUGCCGACGGAGCAGAGGUUAUCAGAAGGGGAGAGCCUCAUGAUAGGUUGCGAAGUGGAAAAAUCAGAAACUCCAGAGUACGUUGUUGGUGUCGAGAUCGUUGAGAAAAGGAAAAGUCACGUGGAACAUGACGAAAUCGCCACUGAAAAAGUUGUUGAUAUCACAACGGAUAUGAAAUCUCCAGCGAUCAAAAUUAAUGACGAAAGUGUUGCUGAUGUUGUUGGUGGUAGUUGCGACGACCGCCAACAAGCAGCUGAUAAACAGGCUGAAGUUGCGGCUACAACUAAUAGUCUUAGUAAGCAAGGCAUACAAAUUAAUGAUGUGCAAAAGAAAACUGAUCAGGAACAUGUUCAGGAAACCAAACAAAAUCACCAAGGAUCGCAACAACAGCCACAGCAAGAAACACAACAACAGCAAGAAAUGUAUCUACAACAACAAAAUCAAAUACAAACAAACGAAUUGGAAAGAGAAAAACAACAAAAGGAUAGAAACGAACAACAAACUCUUCCACAGCCUCAACAACUGCAAACUAAAUUAGAAGAGCAACAACAACAACUCCAACAACAACCACAACAACAACCACAACAACUUCAGCAAUUGAAAGACAUCCAACAGCAAAAUAAAAAUGAAUCGCAACAUCAAGACAUAGAACAAGAAAAAGAUCAAAAACCUGAUCAACUGCAACAGCCUCAGCAACAGUUACAACCAGUAAAUCAACCACAAUCCCAACAGCAAUCACAACAAAACCAACUACAACCGCAAACAAACCAUCAAGAUCAACAAAACGAUCAACCGCAACAAAUUCAACCGGCGAUACAGUCGCAACAACAACUACAACAUAAUGAGAAUGAACAUUUGCAAACAGUGCUAACAACUGUAAAAAAGACAAAGCCAAAGCAAAAACAACAGAAGCAGCAGGAGCAGGAACCACAAACAGAUGAGAAACCAGUCAAAGCAAAACAAUCGAAAAAGACACCAAGGAAGCAACCACAAAAAAAACAAGUGCCACCAAAACAAGAAAAAAAUUCUCACGAACAAAAUGAACAUUCACAACAAACACAAGACACAGAUCCCCCACAACAAGCAAAUAAACCAAAGAAAAUAACGCAGCAAAAGAAGUCGUCGAAAGUGCAAAAAGAAAAAGAGACGAAAAAGAAACCAAAGAAAAAACAACUUGAAAAAGAACAUAAAGAAGAACAAAAAAAAUCAGAUGAACAGCCUCAAACGCAACAAAAACCAAGUGAACAGCCACAAAAAGCGCAACAAAAACCAGAUGAACAACCACAACAAAUGCAACAAAAACCAGAUGAACAACCACAACAAAUGCAACAAAAACCAGAUGAACAGCCACAACAAACGCAACCAAAACCAGAUGAACAACCUCAACAAGCGCAACAAAAACCAGAUGAACAGCCACAGACGCAACAAAAACCAGAUGAACAACCACGACAAAAGCAACAAAAACCAGAUGAACAACCACAACAAAAGCAACAAAAACUAGAUGAACAACCACAACAAGCGCAACAAAAACCAGAUGAACAACCACAACAAACGCAACAAACAGCACAAGAACUUUCAGAAGCAAAACAUGAACAUGAACCAAAGCAACAGAUACAACUUCCAGUACAACAGGAUCGGCAAGAUGAUUUCAACAACCAGCAACUGAUAGAAAAUAAACAAGUAGAUUUGGAAAAAUCCGAGCUGCAACAGCAGCAGCAACAACAACAUUUGUUACCUAAACUUGAAAUAAUUGAAUAA
This is a messenger RNA of Helobdella robusta, 4269 nucleotides long. RefSeq lists its product as hypothetical. Bases 1 to 4269 code for a protein of 1422 amino acids. Lineage: Eukaryota; Metazoa; Annelida; Clitellata; Rhynchobdellida; Glossiphoniidae. The record is from RefSeq and is a predicted model, not a curated record. The transcript is spliced from 5 exons.